Molecule: messenger RNA, 1185 nt
Organism: Exophiala bonariae
Lineage: Eukaryota; Fungi; Ascomycota; Eurotiomycetes; Chaetothyriales; Herpotrichiellaceae
Exons: 2
Coding region: 1-1185 (394 amino acids)
Biological process (GO): steroid biosynthetic process
Molecular function (GO): 3-beta-hydroxy-Delta5-steroid dehydrogenase (NAD+) activity
Source: RefSeq, a predicted model, not a curated record
AUGAACUUGGUUGAAAAGCCAUUUGGAGUGGUCCUAUUGAUUGGUGGCGGUGGCUUCAUCGCCCACCACAUCAUUAACGACAUCGUCUCAAAGUGCGGCGUGGCGCGGGCCGAAGACGUGCACAUUUACGAUCUCAAUAUCAGCCCGGAGAGAACACACCACAACAAUCUCAUCCCACUGGAGAACCACCAUCAGGGAGACAUCUGCGACUCGGACCGACUGGGCCAGGUCCUACACGAUGUGCGACCCUCGGUGAUAUUCGACCUCGUCUCGCCAGCUAUGUUCCUGCACGAUCUCGCAUUCUACAUGCGCAUCAACGUCGAGGCACGACGCGUGCUACUAGAUCUCGCGAGAGAAACAUGCACGGUCAAGGCAUUCGUGUUCAACUCCUCCGCGGGCGUCAUCCACGACUCGUACAGCGACCUGCCCAACGCCGAUGAGUCACGUCCCGUGCUCUUCAUCCCGCAGCAGCGCGAGCCGUAUUCGCACAGCAAGGCCGUUGCGGAGACGAUGGUGCUGGCCGCGAACGGCUACGACGCCAACAAUACCGGAGCGAACGACACCGCCCAGGGGAAGUGGAAAAUGCUCACUGUCGCCAUCCGCCAAUGCACCCCUUUCGGCGCCAACCACGCCGAGACUACCGUGGGACUGGUCGAAAACGCACGCAAGGGGAAAUACCGCUUCCAGAUCGGCGACAACACCAACCUGGUGGACUGGACGUAUAUCGAGAACAGCGCACGGGCAUUCUCCCUCGCGGCACAGGCGCUGCUCAUGGCCCAUGAAUCGCCCGAUAAUGGGCCGGUCCAAGACGAAACAGCCCGCGUCGCAGGCGAAGCAUUCCUCGUCUCCAACGACCAGCCCAUUGCAUUCUGGACGUUUGUUCGCAUGGUCGGCGAGGCGGCCGGGCACGGCAUCGACAUCAAGGAGGUCAAGGUCAUUCCGCGCUGGGCCGGCAUGACCAUGGCAUUUGUCGCCGAGUGGUCGACGUGGUUGCUCUCGUGGGGCCGACGUAAAUCGGCUUUCACCCGCUUUGGCGUUCGCUACAGCACGAUCAACAAGUACUGCUGUAUUGAUAAAGCUAAGACCCGCUUGAAAUAUCAGCCAUGGAUUAGCGUUGAGGAGGGGGUCAGGAGGUCGGUUUUGCCAUACCUCACGCCAGGCGAUACACGGGAGCAUGGUGAUUGA